This is a messenger RNA of Corylus avellana, 1852 nucleotides long. RefSeq names its product LL-diaminopimelate aminotransferase, chloroplastic. The record is from RefSeq and is a predicted model, not a curated record. NCBI's taxonomy places the organism in Eukaryota, Viridiplantae, Streptophyta, Magnoliopsida, Fagales, Betulaceae. Gene Ontology annotation, biological process: biosynthetic process. Gene Ontology annotation, molecular function: pyridoxal phosphate binding; transaminase activity.
GAUUUCUCGUCCCGCUCAAAUUAUAAACCUAGCCUCCGCCGUUCUCUGAGCGUCAAAAGUCGCCAACCACUAACCUCAGCUCAAAAUGUCUCUCACACAGCACCUCUCCACUCCAAUCUCUUCGUCCUCUUCUGCUUUCGUGGCCCAUUCCAACUUCAAUUCGAGAACUAAGAAUGUUUCGCUUCCGGCGAAAAGAUUCAGCAUUUGCAAGUGCAUUGCGGCGCCUCAGGAAGCUCAGACUGCUUACAAGACAACGGUCUCUCGCAAUGCAAACAUGGCAAAACUUCAAGCAGGUUACCUUUUUCCAGAGAUUUCCAGAAGGAGGGCUGCACAUCUGCUGAAGUACCCUGAUGCACAAGUUAUAAGCCUUGGAAUUGGUGACACUACUGAGCCUAUUCCAGAAGUUAUAACUUCUGCAAUGGAAAAGAGAUCACGUGCAUUGUCAACACUUGAGGGUUACAGUGGUUAUGGAGCUGAGCAGGGUGAGAAGGCUUUGAGAGCUGCAAUUGCUUCAACAUUUUAUAGAAACCUUGGUAUAGAGGAAGAUGAUAUAUUUGUUUCAGAUGGUGCAAAAUGUGAUUUAUCCCGCCUUCAGGUUGUUUUUGGGGCUGAUGUUACAAUAGCAGUGCAAGACCCAUCAUACCCGGUUUAUGUAGACUCAGGUGUUAUAAUGGGCCAGACUGGACAGUUUCAGAAGGAUGACCAAAAGUUUGUGGGCAUUGAAUAUAUGAAGUGUACUCCAGAGAAUGGUUUCUUUCCUGAUUUAUCGAGUGUUUCUCGAACGGAUAUCAUAUUUUUCUGUUCACCAAACAAUCCUACUGGUGCUGCUGCAACCAGGGAGCAACUGACACAGCUGGUAAACUUUGCUAAGGACAAUGGGUCAAUCAUAGUCUAUGAUUCUGCAUACGCCAUGUAUGCGUCCAAGGACCUCCCCCAUUCCAUCUUUGAAAUUCCUGGAGCUAAAGAGGUUGCAAUUGAGACAUCAUCAUUUAGCAAGUAUGCUGGGUUCACUGGAGUUCGUCUGGGUUGGACCGCUGUUCCAAAGCAGCUGCUAUUUUCCGAUGGAUUUCCUGUAGCCAAGGACUUCAACCGCAUUGUUUGUACUUGCUUCAAUGGUGCAUCCAACAUUGCCCAAGCUGGUGGUCUAGCUUGCCUUUCACCAGAAGGCCUUAAGGCAAUGCAUGAAGUGAUCGAUUUCUAUAAGGAAAAUACUAACAUAAUAGUAGAGACAUUUAAUUCACUUGGGUUCAAUGUGUAUGGAGGGAAGAAUGCACCAUAUGUGUGGGUCCACUUUCCGGGCCGCAGUUCUUGGGAUGUAUUCAGUGAGAUUCUGGAGAAAACUCAUGUGGUUACUACCCCUGGCAGUGGUUUUGGACCUGCUGGCGAAGGGUUCAUCAGGGUUAGCGCCUUUGGUCACAGGAGCAAUGUUUUAGAAGCUUGUAAAAGAUUCAAGCAGCUAUACAAGUAAACCAGAGAUCCAACUGCUUUCAGCUAUCUCUGUUUGGAGCAGAGAUGCCUGCAUUCUUCCAUUUGUUUUCACAAUCAUUUCAUCAGUUGUAGAAAUAGAGUUUGCUUUUGAUCUAGAUUUCAUUUGAUCAUGUUAAAUUGAAAGCAAAGGAUGUAAUAAUUUGGAGUCUCCUAGAGAUAUCCAAGAAUAGUGCAUUUCCAACAAUAAGCAAUCUUUAUGAUUAAAUGGGAUUUGGCUUAGGCAGGAGAUUUUCUGUAGGUUUUUUUGAUGGUCCUGGCUCACAGUAGAAAUUUUUGGCAUGCAUUGUUGUCUGAGAUUUGGGGUUUUAAUUUAUUCCCAGAAUCUGAACACAUUUUUAUGCUUUUAUAUUUUUCUCCUUCGAUU